Messenger RNA from Botrytis deweyae, 738 nucleotides. RefSeq lists its product as uncharacterized. Gene Ontology annotation, molecular function: S-adenosylmethionine-dependent methyltransferase activity. Lineage: Eukaryota; Fungi; Ascomycota; Leotiomycetes; Helotiales; Sclerotiniaceae. The record is from RefSeq and is a predicted model, not a curated record. Bases 1 to 738 code for a protein of 245 amino acids. The transcript has a single exon.
AUGGCACAAAACAUAUACGAUCAAGAUGACUUCUUCAAAGCAUAUGCUCAGCUUCCACGCUCUGUCCAUGGAUUGGAAAAGGCUCCUGAAUUUGAAGUGUUACGUUCUUGGUUACCAAGCCUUGAGGGAUCGAACUUCCUAGAUCUUGGAUGCGGAUUUGGCUGGAUGUGUAGAUGGGCGCGAGAAAAUGGGGCAAAAUUUGUUCAGGGUACAGACGUAUCUGAGAAUAUGUUAGCUCGAGCACGAGAGUACCCAGAAGAUCCUUCUAUCAGUUAUCGCAAAGCCGACCUGGAGACGUUACAGAUAUCUCCAAAUGAGUUUCAUGUUGCCUACAGCUCUCUAGCUCUUCAUUACAUCGAGAAUCUACCAUCUCUUGUCGAGCAAGUUUAUAAAUCACUGAAGCCGGGAGGAGCUUUUAUCUUUUCUGUGGAACAUCCCAUUUGGACUGCUCCACGGAACCCUGACUGGAUUAAAGAUGUGGAAGGUCGAGACGUCUGGCCACUAGAUGGUUAUCUGCUUGAGGGCCCUCGAACGACAGAUUGGUUGGCGAAAGGGGUAGUCAAACAACACCGUUCGAUUGCUACAUAUAUCACGAUCCUUCUUGGUGCUGGCUUCAUAUUGUCUGCAAUCGAUGAAUGGGGACCAACACCAGAGCAGAUAAAGGAAUUUCCAGACUGGGCUCGGGCAAGGGAUCGUCCUCCGUUUCUACUUGUAAAGGCUACAAAAACGGCCAACUAG